This is a messenger RNA of Aspergillus welwitschiae, 1893 nucleotides long. Its product is annotated as NADP-dependent oxidoreductase domain-containing protein. The record is from RefSeq and is a predicted model, not a curated record. The transcript is spliced from 13 exons. NCBI's taxonomy places the organism in Eukaryota, Fungi, Ascomycota, Eurotiomycetes, Eurotiales, Aspergillaceae. Gene Ontology annotation, cellular component: cytosol. Bases 1 to 1893 code for a protein of 630 amino acids. Gene Ontology annotation, molecular function: aldose reductase (NADPH) activity.
AUGGGUUCAGUCAUCGAGGGAGACGAUAUCCCGACGACAACAUCCGUUGAUCCCACCAUUCUAUCGGAGAUUCCCCUAUUCCGCCGUCCCCUGAAAGUUGUGAGCCAUGGCUCCUCAGCCUGGGCUCACAGUUAUCGGAUUGAUGUCGAGGAUGAAGGCCAACUAGAGUCAUAUUUCAUGAAGGUAUCAUUAGGGGACCAUGGCAGAGAAGCUCUCAAAGGGGAGUUUGAGGCCACUUCUGCAAUCCACGGCGUUGUCGGUAGCUUCACUCCCAAACCAAUUGGAUAUGGCUCCUUCCAAGCUCUUCCAGGAGCACAUUAUUACUUCUGUCAGUUCUAUGAACUCUCGGAGGAGCUACCUGAACCAGUUGAGUUCUGCGAGAAAGUGGCCUUUUUGCAUUCGAGGAGCAAAUCGCCGAAUGGGAAAUUUGGCUUUCACGUUGUGACGUACAACGGUGAUCUUCCUCAGGAGAAUGGCUACGCUGAUACCUGGGAAGAAUUCUUCAUUAACGGCUUCAGACACAUGAUCAAUAUGAACAUUAAACGUGGGGGCCGGUGGCCCGAGCUGGAAGGCCUGGACACUGCCAUGAUUGAGAAAGUUAUUCCUCGAUUGUUACGGCCCAUGGAGACCGAUGGACGGUCCAUCAAGCCAGCUCUCGUUCAUGGAGACCUGUGGUGCGGAAAUGCCGCUAUCGAUACGGCCACGGAGUUGCCAUUGAUAUACGACCCUGCAAGCUUUUAUGCGCACAAUGAGUAUGAAUUGGGCAACUGGCGUCCUGAGCGGAACAAGUUUACCAGGAGCUAUUUCAAUGCCUAUCAUAAACAUAUCCCGAAGUCAGCCCCAGAAGCAGACUAUGAUGAUCGGAAUGCCCUGUACUCAAUGCGAUUUAACUUGCAGGCAGCUGCCCUCUUUCCCGAGGUCACCAGCUUCCGAGAAUCGGUAGUUGAUGAAAUGAGACGUCUUGUUACGAAAUUUCCCGGGGGCUAUGAGGAAUACGCCAAAAUGUCGACUGUCGGUUUCGGCACCUUUCAAGGUGAUGCUGGCAACGGAAGCGUCAAGGAGGCUGUUCUACAAGCACUGCGUUGCGGCUACAGACACAUCGACACCGCCACUGCUUAUGGAAACGAAAGGGAGGUCGGUGAAGCCAUCAAGGAGAGCGGAAUACCUCGAGAAGAGAUCAUUGUUACCACCAAGCUAGCUCAGACGUGGCACCGUGUUUCCGACGUUGAGAGAGCACUCGACCUCAGCUUGGAGAGGCUUCAAUUGAACUAUGUUCCCCAUGCAUACAGCCCUGGACCGGAUAACAACACAAUCCGUCAUCCUAAUGGAAAGCCCAUAAUUGACCACGAACUGUCAAGAGACUAUCCAUCGACAUGGGCAGCCAUGGAGAGCCUGGUCGAUAAAGGAAAAGCGAAAAUGAUUGGAGUCUCCAACUUCAAUAUCUUGAAGCUCGAGAGACUUCUCGGGUCAGCCAGGAUUCCUCCUGCAGUCAACCAGAUCGAACUUCACCCUUAUUUACCCCAAGUUGAGCUCGUAAAGUUCUGCAAAACCAAUGGCAUUCACGUAGUGGCUCACCAGCCACUCGGCGGCAAGCCAGUAGCAGCUGUCAAUCCCAACGCAGACCGACCAGCUGAAAUAGCCUCGAAACAUGAGCGUUCUCCGGCCCAAAUAAUACUAUCCUGGAUCGUCCAACAAGGUAUAUCUGUGAUUCCAAAGACAGUCCGACAAAGCAGAAUGGUAGAGAACCUCGACCUGAAACAGUUGCCAGAUAAGGACAUGGAAACAAUAUCCGAUCUUUCGAAGGAGAAAGGAGAAGUCCGCUACCUCGAUCCGAAGAACCACAUUGGCUUCAAUAUUUUUGAUGAGCGACACGAUCAGCCAGUACAGGAGUGA